Molecule: messenger RNA, 2213 nt
Organism: Apodemus sylvaticus (European woodmouse)
Lineage: Eukaryota; Metazoa; Chordata; Mammalia; Rodentia; Muridae
Gene: Csk
Product: C-terminal Src kinase
Exons: 13
Coding region: 188-1540 (450 amino acids)
Biological process (GO): adherens junction organization; regulation of Fc receptor mediated stimulatory signaling pathway; protein phosphorylation
Molecular function (GO): protein tyrosine kinase activity; ATP binding; protein binding
Source: RefSeq, a predicted model, not a curated record
GAUCUGCAAGCAGCUAAGAGGCUUCUUCUAAUCAACAGGCAGAGCCUGGGGAUUUCUGGGUGCGGUGAGUCCAUCAUUUAAAAACCAGACACCCAGAAGCUGGGGCUUCGGGACAGCAUGGAGAGCUCUCAUGGUACCAAGUAACAGAUCGGCCUUCCUGUAGCUCGGGGACGCCAGAUCGCAGAAGAUGUCGGCAAUACAGGCCGCCUGGCCGUCCGGUACAGAAUGUAUUGCCAAGUACAACUUCCAUGGCACUGCUGAGCAAGACCUUCCCUUCUGCAAAGGAGAUGUGCUCACCAUUGUGGCCGUCACCAAGGACCCCAACUGGUACAAAGCCAAAAACAAAGUGGGCCGUGAGGGCAUCAUCCCAGCCAACUAUGUCCAGAAGCGCGAGGGCGUGAAGGCAGGCACCAAACUCAGCCUGAUGCCCUGGUUCCACGGUAAGAUCACACGGGAGCAGGCCGAGCGGCUCCUCUACCCCCCAGAGACAGGCCUGUUCCUGGUGCGGGAAAGCACCAACUACCCCGGGGACUACACCCUGUGUGUGAGCUGUGAAGGCAAGGUGGAGCACUACCGCAUCAUGUACCACGCGAGCAAGCUGAGCAUUGACGAGGAGGUGUACUUCGAGAACCUGAUGCAGCUGGUGGAGCACUACACCACAGAUGCUGAUGGACUCUGCACCCGCCUCAUCAAACCAAAGGUCAUGGAGGGCACCGUGGCAGCCCAGGAUGAAUUCUACCGCAGUGGCUGGGCAUUGAACAUGAAGGAACUGAAGCUGCUACAGACGAUAGGAAAGGGGGAGUUUGGAGACGUGAUGCUGGGGGAUUACCGAGGCAACAAGGUUGCAGUCAAGUGCAUUAAGAAUGAUGCUACUGCCCAGGCCUUCCUGGCUGAGGCCUCUGUCAUGACGCAACUUCGGCACAGCAACCUAGUCCAGCUACUGGGUGUGAUUGUGGAGGAGAAGGGUGGGCUCUACAUUGUCACAGAGUACAUGGCCAAGGGGAGUUUGGUGGACUAUCUUCGAUCUCGUGGUCGUUCGGUGCUAGGCGGAGACUGUCUCCUCAAAUUCUCACUAGACGUCUGUGAAGCCAUGGAAUACCUGGAGGGUAACAAUUUUGUGCACCGGGACUUGGCUGCCCGGAAUGUGCUGGUGUCUGAGGACAACGUGGCCAAGGUCAGUGACUUUGGCCUCACUAAGGAAGCGUCCAGCACUCAGGACACAGGCAAGCUGCCGGUCAAGUGGACAGCUCCUGAAGCCUUGCGAGAGAAGAAAUUUUCCACCAAGUCUGAUGUGUGGAGUUUCGGGAUCCUUCUCUGGGAAAUCUAUUCCUUCGGGCGAGUGCCUUACCCUAGAAUUCCCCUGAAGGACGUCGUCCCGCGGGUGGAAAAGGGCUAUAAGAUGGACGCUCCGGAUGGCUGCCCAGCCGCCGUCUACGAGGUCAUGAAGAACUGCUGGCACCUGGAUGCCGCCACACGGCCCACCUUUCUGCAGCUUCGAGAGCAGCUUGAGCACAUCAAAACCCAUGAGCUGCACCUGUGACCUCUGCUCCCGCCUAGGCCACGGGCCUGCAGGGACAGGGCCUAGAAGACGACAGAUCUGGUGCCCUGCUGCCUGCUGGGCCUGAACUUGAACUGAGCCCCAGCAGGCUGGUAGGCCUCUUGCCUCUGACCUACCUGUCCCUUCUGGCCCCCAGGGGCCCCACCUAGGCUUGGCAUCUUCUCUCAUGGACCCAACUAGAGGGCUUCGGACGCCCACUGAAGGGGCUGAGGAGAGGAGGCCAAGGAGCAGGAGGAGCGCCCUGCGGUCGGCCUCCUCUUGGCCCCGCCAUUCGCCUUCUUAGAGUUUUAUUCCUUUCCUUUUUUGAGAUUUUUUCCGUGUGUUUAUUUUUUAUUAUUUUUCAACAUAAGAAGAAAGAAAGUACCCAGCAAAUGGGCAUUUUACAAGAAGUACGAAUCUUAUUUUUCCUGUCCCGCCCCUGGGGGUGGGGGAGAAUCAGCCUGUCUCUAGGGACCCAUCACCCCAGCCCGUCCCCCAUCCCGUGUUCCAUGUCCAGUGUUGCCUCGGUCGCCUGUGUUUGCGCUUGACCAUGUUGCGCAGUUUGCAUGUGCCCAAGGCAGGCGUCUGUCGGGGGCUUGAAUUUCAUGUGCUGUGGCCGCUCACCCACACCGCCUUGUGAGAUGGAAUCAAUAAACCACUCCAUGAGGACACCGCC